GUUGUUACAGCGCACGUACGGUUCCUGUCGGCAUCGGCUCUCCGUUCGCCCUAUGUCUCGGAAGAGAGAGAGAGAGGGGGAGAGAGUAGAGCCGACCGGGAGCAGCUCCGACGGAAGAGCUUCGAUGGAGCAUGCCGUGGUUCGGGGUGCGGUAUCGGGAGAUGAAGGAGAGGAACUCUGAUUCGCUUUCCGUGUUUUCUUAGGGAGCCGUAAAUGCGUGCUCUUGAAGCAAUGCCCUUGAUUUCCUUCGGCAAUCUCUCUGUUUUCUCACACCCUGCUUCGGUUUCAGCUAAUUCUUUGUUUCUUAGUCGAAUGCCGUGAGUUCUCCGGGGUUGAUCUUGGUCUAUUGGAUGCGACGGAGGUUUUGGAGAUCUGCGGACGAAUUCCUCGCAGAGCGCAUUCGAGUUCCCGACGGAUUUUAGAUUCGAGUGGAGAGGUUCAAAAGUUGGGUUCGAUUGCAGAUCUUGCCCUCCGGAGCUCGGAGUUCUCCCAAAGAACUUCUCGAAGUUUUUCACUCAUGAUGAUUGCUUAGAAAAUAAUUAACGAGACUAUAUUGUACUCGUUGAAGUUGAAUCGGAUGAGAUUUUAGAUUAUUUUCAGUAAUUUGUUUAGUGCUUUAAUUGGUGGGUCUAUGAGCCGGACUGGCUAUGUAAUGCCAACCAUUAAUUAGUAUGGUGGUGCUUCCUUCUCCAUAGCUCUAUGUUUUUCUCCUUCUCGUUUUGGUGGAGCCGUGGAGGGUUAAAGCAUAGAAAGAGUUAAGAGGAAUGGGCUUCGCCUUUGCUUUGAUGAGGAUUUUAAAAGAACAAAGCUUUUUUCCCGUUCUUUUGGACAGAAGAACCCCUUAAACUUGACUUCUCAGAUAACCUGUGGGAUGUUAUAAUUUGGCCUUUCCUUAACCUAGUAUUUUUAUGAUGGAGCAGUUUGCGAUUUUUAUAUCAGUUUCUUUAACUUUACUUGUAUUGUCCCUAUCACUUGCCAUUGCUGACUUAAGGUCUGAUGAGCAAGCACUUAUAGACUUCGCUAAUUCCGUCCCUCAUGGCCGUAAUCUAAACUGGACUUCUCAGAAUCCAAUUUGUUCCUCUUGGGUCGGAGUAACAUGCACACCUGAUAAUACUCGUGUGUGUAGUCUCCGGCUGCCAGCCGUUGGGCUUUUUGGCACCAUCCCCCUUGAUACUCUUGGUAGACUUGAUGCCCUUGAAGUCUUAAGUCUUCAUUCUAACCACCUUAUUGUAACUCUCCCUCCCGAUGUUCCAUCAAUUCCUUCUUUGCAUUCUUUGUUCCUUCAACACAACAAUUUGUCUGGAUUUAUACCAUCUUCACUAUCUUCCAACCUAACAUUUCUUGAUCUUUCCUAUAAUUCCUUCGUAGGAGAAAUUCCACUGACUAUCCAGAACCUUACUCAGCUUAAUGCAUUGUUUCUUGAGAACAACUCACUAUCUGGAUCCAUCCCGGACCUUCAGCUUCCCGGGCUUAAACGUUUGAAUCUCAGUAAUAACAACCUCAGUGGCCCCAUACCACUAUCCCUCCAAAGGUUCCCGGCUGAGUCUUUUCUGGGAAAUAUUUUACUUUGUGGAUCUCCUCUAGCACCCUGCUCUGGAGUUUCUCCUCCAGUAUCCCCUGUAAGACCAAAAAGAAGCUUUUGGAAAAGACUGAGCGCAGGUGCCAUUAUUGGAAUUGCUGGUGGUGGAGCAAUGCUUCUGCUUCUACUUGUCAUUGUAGUCUUCUUAUGCUUCUUCAGGAGGAAACGUGGGGAAAGUAACAGAGAAUCUAAAGGAAAGGGAACACAUGGUUCAAGGAAUGAAAAACGUGAGGAGUACAGCAGCAGUGCCCAAGAGGCAGAGAAGAACAAGUUGAGUUUUUUUGAGGGAUGUACUUACAAUUUUGACUUGGAAGAUCUAUUAAGAGCUUCUGCUGAAGUUCUUGGCAGAGGAAAUCAUGGGACCACAUAUAAAGCUGUUCUAGAAGAUGGUACAACUGUUGUUGUGAAGAGGUUGAAGGAAGUAAUCAUCGGAAAGAGAGAGUAUGAGCAACAGAUGGAAACGAUAAAAAGAGUCAAGCCUCACCCUAAUAUAGUUCCCCUUCGAGCUUAUUAUUACUCCAAAGAUGAGAAGCUUCUCAUUUAUGAUUAUGUUCCUUAUGGCAACUUCUCCUCCUUGUUACAUGGUAGUAAGGGUGCUGGAAAGACUCCGUUAGACUGGGAUUCCAGAGUAAAGAUUUCUCUUGGAGCUGCACGUGGCAUAGCACAUAUUCAUGCCGAAGGUGGUGGAAAGUUCAUUCACGGAGACAUCAAAUCCAACAACAUACUUCUGACCCAGGAACUUGAUGCUUGUGUAGCUGAUUAUUGCCUUGCCCCAUUCAUGCACGCUUCAGCAACCCAAUCCAGAGCUGUCCUGGGCUACCGUGCACCCGAAGUCGUUGAAUCAAAGAAGUACUCUCAGAGGUCUGAUGCCUACAGCUUCGGUGUGUUGUUACUGGAGAUGCUCACCGGAAAAGCUCCACUUCAAUCUCCCGGACGUGAUGAUGUUGUCGAUCUGCCGAAAUGGGUCCAAUAUGUGGUUCGAGAAGAAUGGACUGCUGAAGUAUUUGACGUGGAUUUGAUUAGGCAUCAGAACAUUGAGGAAGAGAUGGUUCAGAUGCUUCAAAUUGCCAUGGCAUGUGUUUCCAAGGUUCCAGAUCAGCGACCCAAAAUGGAGGAAGUGAUCAGAAUGAUCGAAGGCAUCCGUAACUCUGACUCAGAGAACCGACCAUCCUCGGAGAAGUCAAAAGCUGACAACAAUGUCCAAACACCACUAACAGAGAUGGAAACGAGGACAGAGAUCACAAGGUAACCCUUUUAGACAAUAGGUAUCUAGUCCUGUAAGUUGUUUUUCUAAUCAGAAAUUGAUGUGUGGAACUUGUUCUGAUUUCUGAAAGGUGUUUAGGCACAAAUGUGCUUAGGAAGCCGAUUGAUUUCUGAAUUGUUGUACGUAACACCAUUGUUUUCUUAGCUACUCUAUUUAUCGUUUUCUUUCCAUGACAUAUAAACUUGAUGUUAGCUCAACUUGAUGUAACAAGGAGGUUAAUUACCAUCAUGUAAUUAUCCUAUUAGGUA
Messenger RNA from Zingiber officinale, 3091 nucleotides. Its product is annotated as probable inactive receptor kinase At5g58300. The record is from RefSeq and is a predicted model, not a curated record. The coding region runs from base 909 to 2828 and encodes 639 amino acids. Gene Ontology annotation, molecular function: protein binding; protein kinase activity; ATP binding. Gene Ontology annotation, biological process: protein phosphorylation. NCBI's taxonomy places the organism in Eukaryota, Viridiplantae, Streptophyta, Magnoliopsida, Zingiberales, Zingiberaceae. The transcript has 5 exons.